UCAGCCGGCGUGUAGUGAGGUUGUAUCUGCUUCACGCCCCUUCUGCUCCAAGUUCACCCGGCUUCCCUCCAGCACCCCGGGCUACAGUCAUCUCGCGGGCCGGAAGUGGGCUCGCGCCUCGCGGUUUCUGCUCAAAGGAGGCGACCGUCGCCACAGUGGCGGCCACUACCUCUCGUCCUACCUCCGCGGCCCUGGGCUCCGUGGUGUCGACGGCGUCCGAGCCUAUGGCGGGCCAGGGCCAGUCGGCGUCCGGAUCGUCUGCAUGGAGCAUGGUAUUCCGCCACGUCCAAUAUGAGAACCUGGUAGCGGGCGUGAGCGGCGGGGUCUUGUCCAACUUCGCGCUGCACCCGCUCGACCUCGUGAAGAUCCGCUUCGCCGUGAGUGAUGGAUUGGAAUUGAGACCAAAAUAUAAAGGAAUUUUACAUUGCUUGACCACCAUUUGGAAGCUUGAUGGACUGCGGGGACUUUAUCAAGGAGUAACCCCAAAUGUGUGGGGUGCAGGUUUAUCCUGGGGACUCUACUUUUUAUUUUACAAUGCCAUCAAAUCAUAUAAGACAGAAGGAAGAGCUGACCGAUUAGAGGCAACAGAAUAUCUUAUCUCAGCAGCUGAAGCUGGAGCCAUGACCCUCUGCAUUACAAACCCAAUAUGGGUAACAAAAACUCGCCUUAUGUUACAGUAUGAUGGUGUUGUUAACUCUUCACAGCGACAAUAUAAAGGGAUGUUUGAUACACUUUUGAAAAUAUAUAAGUAUGAAGGUGUGCGUGGAUUGUAUAAGGGAUUUAUUCCUGGGCUGUUUGGAACAUCACAUGGUGCCCUUCAGUUUAUGGCAUAUGAAUUGCUGAAGGUGAAGUACAAUCAGCAUAUCGAUAGAUUACCAGAAGCCCAGUUGAGCACAGUAGAAUAUAUAUCUGUUGCAGCACUAUCCAAAAUAUUUGCUGUGACAGCAACAUACCCAUAUCAAGUUGUGAGAGCUCGUCUUCAGGAUCAACACAUGUCUUACAAUGGUGUAAUGGAUGUGAUUGCAAAGACAUGGAGGAAAGAAGGCAUCGGUGGAUUUUACAAAGGAAUUGCCCCCAAUGUGAUUAGAGUCACUCCAGCCUGCUGUAUUACCCUCGUGGUAUAUGAAAAUGUCUUACACUUUUUACUUGACCUUAGAGAAAAGAGAAACUAAGCUAAAGAAAGAUAAUUCCAGCAUAUCUGCCCAAGGCAGCAACAAGCUCCUUUGUGUUUGAGAUGUAAAAUUCAGAAGAAUACUGCAUAGCAGUAUGGCUCAUAAUCAAAAUUGGUCUAUAAUCAUUAGAAGUCAAAGAACCACUAAGUCUUCACAAUGCUUUUCUGCUUUUUGCCUUCCCCAUAUGUAUGGGACUUGGCUACCUCUGCCUGAAAUGGCUGCCAUCAACAUAGUGUUAAAACUGACACCAAAUGUAGACUUUCACAAGUUUCUCCAUUUCAUUGUUUUAGUAGAAGCUGAUUUGCAACAUUUGCUAAAUGGAUUAAGAUGAAAGUGCUUCUUUUUCUGAAUUCAUUUGCCUGGAUUAAAAUUGACACCUUUGUGCAAUAGCAAGAAAAUAGCUUCUUACAAGAAUGUCAUUGUAUAUUUCAAGGGUAAAUUAAAUUGUAAGGAUUUACUGGUAAGGUGUUGCCCAAAUCCAGACUAUUUUAGGAUUGCGAAGUUUUAGUGAGAAAAAAGUUCACUCUAAAUGUGCUUUAGUUUUAAUUUAGCUGGAAUGCACUCCUAACUAGAGAAAUUUGAGAAGCUGUUUAAUGCACUUUUCAGACAAAUAUCUGUACUUCUCUGAGAAAUAUCUGACAUAGGUUGUCAUCUCAUUGUUAAUUUUUUCCCCAGAGAUUCUCAUAAUUUAAAAUGUAAUCUUGGAUCCAGUUCUUGUUUUUUUGGCAUAUGUACUUAGUGUAUUUUAAAUUUAUAAAAUCUGAACUUCUAGGAUCCAGCUGUGUCAUUCUUUAUUUAAGCAUGUGUGGCUACAAGUCACUUACCAGAAAUACUAAGUAGAUUGUCUUUUACAGAUGCUGGAAUAUUUGGGAUGUGUUUGUUGACAAACUGAAUGGAAAUGAGAAACUAACUUUUUGUACUUUAUUUUUUGGAUAUAUGAGUCCAUAUCCCAGAUAAAUGAUUAAUCUACAUCAGUUGCUCAAAUUCAGGUUGAAAUACAAAUUACGUUAAUGGCCAUUAUUGAUUUUACUUUUAUGAGUCAUUGUAGAGAUCUAUAAAGGCCUGCCCCCAAAAGAUGCCAGAAUAAUACUAAUAUUUUUAUUUAUCAUAAACAUCUAUGAGUGCUGUUGCAUACCAUCUAUUUGUUGUAAAUGAAACAUUGUGGUUUUCAAAGCCAUAUUUAAAUGGUUCUUUGG
This is a messenger RNA of Cynocephalus volans (Philippine flying lemur), 2368 nucleotides long. RefSeq names its product solute carrier family 25 member 32 (gene SLC25A32). Gene Ontology annotation, biological process: nucleotide transport; folate import into mitochondrion. The transcript is spliced from 7 exons. Lineage: Eukaryota; Metazoa; Chordata; Mammalia; Dermoptera; Cynocephalidae. The record is from RefSeq and is a predicted model, not a curated record. Gene Ontology annotation, molecular function: folic acid transmembrane transporter activity; FAD transmembrane transporter activity. Gene Ontology annotation, cellular component: mitochondrion. Bases 225 to 1172 code for a protein of 315 amino acids.